GGUUGGCCAGGCCUGCUCUAGACGGAGCAUUACGGUACUGGUCCAUGGAGGAUGCUGCAUGAUGGAUGGGAUGCAGAGGACUCGCGAGCAGCUGCUAGAGGGCGAGUGAUGGAGUGAGCAGGGGGGCACUGUGCAGUGGGCUGUAGGGUGAGAGCUGGAGACUGUGCAGCAGAGCCGGUGCUGAGGGGUGAGAGGAGCUGAGAGGACCGCUCUCUGACUGCUGUACAUGUCACCUCACCUGUAAUCACCCCCCCCCACACACACACACACACACACUAAACUAUGAGAUACAGCCUGCUGCUGCGUGGCCCCUGAGGAGUGUGCACUAUACACACAUGCAGGUAGUAGUCCCACAGUCUCAUGUCCCUUGCCAGCUGCUAGAGUGGGAUGUCUCGCCCCUCUCGGCCUCCCUCAGGGGACAUCCCUAGGAAUCUGAGUUAUAUUGCUGGUCUAUAUGAGCGAGCUUAUUACCGCACUGCCAGGCCCAGCAUAGAGGAGCAUGAUGAGGAGGAGGAAGUGAAGGCCCCGGCUUCUCAGCGGAGGUGGCGCUCACGGUCUGCUCCUGCAUUGCGUGUGUCCCGGGGAGAGCCGCGUCACCGCAGCCCGGAGACCAGGAAGAGAGUGCGCUUUGCUGAUGCCUUAGGCUUAGAGUUGGAGUCUGUACGCCACUUCAGAUGUGAGGACAUGCCCUGCAUCCCCCAGCAUGUCACCCACCGACUGCAGAAGGAGCUGAUGCCACGGCUUACAGGAUCUUGCAGCAACAGAGAGUAUGCGAGCUGGUGUGAGGCUCGGCAUGCCAUAUCCCCCUCUUGGAUAGUAGAGCCUGGAACAUGGGAGAAGCACACUUGGGAGCGCAGUGCCUGGGACCAGCAGACAUGGGAUCAGCGUGUGUGCCUACAGAGUAUGCGCUGUGAAAGCUGCUUCUUGUGGGGGUCUGUGAGAGUCCUGGAUCUGGCUUAUGAGAAAAUAGUUACCGUGCGAUAUUCUCUAGAUGGUUGGCUUUCUUAUCAGGAAACACAUGCUCUGUAUGCUGCUCGUCUGUGCCAUGGGGGGCCUGGGCACCCUGGCACAGAUCUCUUCACUUUCCGUCUUCCUUUACCACCACAGGACCAAUCACAGGCCUUAUCGCUGCAAUUUGCUAUCCGCUAUGAAGUAGGGGAGGAGGAAUUCUGGGACAACAACAAGGGCAGGAACUACAGCCUGAGUCACCCUGAAGCUGGGCCUUCCCGAUCUCAGUAUACUGAGAAUGGAUGGAUACAUUUCAUAUAACACAGGGGGACCAGGGCCGGUCUUUAAAACUUACACUGUUAUUGCUCUGUAUCUCAAAGUAACACCAAAGAAUAGAGACCAAAUAAUCACUGUCAGGAAGCAGUAGAAACAAGGCAUUUAUGUCAGCCUGUAAGCAGGAUCAGGGCACGGCUGCAGCAAGUGAGACUGGGAUUGCAGUCGCAAGUUGUGACAUGCCCCUGAUAUGGUCGCAACACACCUGUGUUUAAGUCACCACUCCCCCAUUACCUCCCGUAAAUGCACCUCACUGUCGGUGCAAAUAAAUCUGCACUGUGACCAUUCUCGCAAGACCGUCGCGGCACAUGCGCAGUGUGACUUAUACACAUGCACAUUAGCAAGAAAUCUCCUCACUAUGUACAACACUGCAUACAUUGGGCCUGAUUCACAGGAAGGUAGGGGGUUAGAGUUAGAAUACUUACCCAGGAAGUGUCAGGAUACCAUUGUCGGUAUUCUGACCGCCAGCAUUCCAAGCAACAGGAUCCCAAUACCAACCCGUGUGGGGCUCUGUGCAUGUACAGAACGGGUCUUGCGAUGUUGCUCACAGCCCCCUGUCAGCCGCAGCAUGAUUGACAUGCUGCUGUGUUGUCAGGGGCACCACCUGGCACCAUUCUUCAAAACGGGGGUGUAGAAGGUGUGACAGGUCAAGGGUCUGCGUUGCCGGAUGCAGACUUCCUGAACCCCGGUGUCCAGAUCUGACAGCCUGCCCUAGUAGUCUUCAGCUUAUGCAGGCUGGCCAAUGCCUGUAACCAUCAUGAAUCGUGAGCGAUGAUUGCGAUGGUGAUCCGAGGCUGCGUCCUCAGACGCAGUACUUGUAGCCUCUCUAAUGCUCACAGGAGGUGUCUCUCUCUUACCUCCUGCUGGAUUGGAAUUUUAAUUAGAUGGAAUUGCACAGCUACUUCCUUGUGACUGUGCAAUUUUGACAAACCUGAAUUGGGCCCAUUGUGACUAUCUCUGAAUCAGGCCUCCUGUAUGUACACCUCUCUGUAUGUGAAGCCGUCUCUGUCACCCCACGGGGGUUCUCUUUCUACCCUUUGUAUGUACUGUAUGUCUCCCAAUGUUCCCUAACUUCAUCUGUUUACUCCCAUAUCUGCUCUGACAACCCACUGUACCUUGUAUUUCACCUGUUCCUCUGCACAGACUUUUCUUACUCUUCUGGUCAAUGUGAUAGGCAGAACCAGUGCUGGUAGCUGUAAUUCAGGAGCUGCGUGCACAGAAAGAAGCACAACUGCCACCACCACCACAUACUGUAGCUGACCCUAACAAUGACCGUUAAGCACAAUUUUUUACAUGCAAUCAUUUUUGAUGUUUAUCUUAAUAGGAAACUUUUGGCCUAAUGGCACCAAAAUUGAGAUUCGGGGGCGCUGUGAUGUGAGAAAAUUUGGGAACGGCUGGCUUAUUUAAUAAUGUUACAUAAAAUCAUGUAAUCCCAGCCACUAGUUCACUAUGUGCUUCCAUUAGUUUACCUUGUAGUAGACCAUUCACAAUUGAUCAGGCUGAUACCCAGCUGGUGUUGGUACAGGUUAAUAUUGGUUUUGACACCACUCUAUUUAUAAGCUGUUAUAUGAAGGCCAUUUUCUUCUCUCUUUUAAAAUAAUGACUCAGAAAAAUGUAUAGCCAAUAGAUUUGCCUCAAUGUGGACUGCACACCCUUUUUCUGUAUUCGCUAAACAAGCCAAUCACAAGUGGUUUGCGAGUGCUGGCAAUCGCAUCAUCAUAAUCCAGUAUCUGUACCUGCUAUGGACCACAAAUGAUACAACUGUGUCAUUCAUAUAUGCAUCUGUGUCCUGAUCUGCAUCUGAUUCCAAUUGUGCAGAAUGUCCUUCCUGUACUCCGCCUACCUUAGAAAGUAUCUAACCAACUAAGGGCCUAAUUCAGACCUGAUCACAGCAGCAACAUUUUUCUCUAAUGGGCAAAACCAUGUGCACUGCAGGGGGGGGGGGGCAGAUAUAACGUGCAGAGAGAGUUAGAUUUAGGUGGGGUGUGUUCACACUGAAAUCUAAAUUGCAGUGUAAAAAUAAAGCAGCCAGUAUUUACCCUGCACAGAAACAAUAUGACCCACCCAAAUCUAACUCUCUCUGCACGUUAUAUAUGCCCCCCUGCAGUGCACAUGGUUUGUCCAUUAGAGAAAAAUUUUGCUGCUGCAAUCAGGUCUGAAUUCGGCCCUAAGUCCCUUGCCUUCAGACACAGAUGGGUGUAAGGUCCAGAUUUGCGCUAGUUUGCAUAGGUGCCUGUGUGUGUCCACUUUUUACAAAAAUGUUCUCGAGUGCCACGUGUCCUAUGGAUUUUGUUCUUGAGUGCCACAUAUCUUAUGGAUUUUGUUCUCGAGUGCCACAUAUCCCGUAGAUUUUGCUUUCGAGUGCCACAUGUCCCGUAGAUUUUGUGCUCGAGUUCCACAUGUCCUAUGGAUUCUGAUCGUAAACAACACAUUUCCCAUAGAUUUUGAACAAAGAGAACUGAUAUUCUGAGAGAGAAAUAAAGGAGACUGACAAAUGGUUUCUAAAACAUUACAGCACAGCUUGUUGUUAAAUGUUGUACUAUAUGUGCUUUAAGCCAUACAAAUUUGUAUCUGUAGCUGCACCCCCACAUUCAGAUUGUCUGUCCUUAAACUUUCUGAAGCUUAAUGGUAGGUGUGACCAUAUUGCUGUGAAUUGCUUGCUCAAACAUUCACUCCACUGUGGCGCACAUACACAGCUAAUGUUUAAAAGGCUUGGACCAACUUGUGCCUUAUUCAGUUUCUUAAGAUAAAUGGAAUUGAUGCUGAUCAGAUAGAAAUACUUGAAGAGGGAGGCAUGUGUUAGGACAUGAGCAGCAGCUGACCAAUCACAUGCUACAUACUUCAGCUUAGAAGGCAGUUUGGCUCACAAGCGUUAAAUCUUAAGGCCCCAACACAUGGCACGACAUAGCUGCCGAUCUGACGAAUUGGAACAAUAUAGAAGCUAUAUCGUUCCAUGUGUGGGCAUGAUGUCGUCCAUUGCGGUUGUCCGCCCGCAUCAGUGAUCUUUGUAUCGAUGAUCUUCUGCUACACAUAUCGCUCCGUGUGUCGCCAGCUUAAGGGAUCUAUACACUAAACCUUGGAGAGAGAUAAAGUGGACAGAGCUAAAACUACCAGCCAACCAGCUACUAACUGACAUUUUUCAAACACAGGGGUAGAUGUAUAGAAAUGCAUACAUCAUUCCUUAAAUGUUUAGACCCGCAUCACCGCAUUAUCACAGUAAAGCGUGCACAUACUUCGACAGCAUGUAUUAACAAUGCUCGUUGCAGAUAUGGGAAUGCGUUCUCUCACCUCUCCGGUGAUCCGAAUCCUUCCACAUCAGCUUUCUUUUUCAGCUUCCGCACCAAUAGUGCUCAUGCGCUAUCAGACUCUCUCCCCCGGCCGGCUCACUGGAUAUGCGCAAGAUCUCGCUAUUAUCAUGAGAUAUCACAUGCAGCCCAGAGCCGACAGCCAGGGACAACACUGUUCUUGGCUGUAGUGUAUUGACAACUGCAGCUGUCAAAAUCGAUAGCUGCAGGUGUCGGAACGGUGAGUGAAACGGACCAUUCAUGCAUUGCCCCCGCAUAUCGGCUUCCUAUUUUAGGAGCGCCGAUAUAGACUUGGCAUACUUCCCCGCAUUCAUACAUGGGGGAGAAGUGGUAUUAGCGAUUCUGCUUCUCCCCCAUUUUGAGACUUCUUACAUCUACCCCACAGUCUAUAACAUGGUAGUUAGGAGCUGACUGGUUGGUACUUUAUCUCUGCCCACUUUAUGCCCCUCCACGGCUUAGUACGUAGACUACUUAAAUCCUGCAUUCAGGCAAAGGUGUUCUAAUCUUCGUUAAAAGAGGACAGUAUAGGUCAUGGAAGUCUAAAAUGUCUACUGAUCACAUUUAUCUUGUUUUAUUACUAAUUUUUUUUUUUUUUAAACCGCUUGACGCUCACUCUCUGUUCAUGUAAACAAUAUCCGUUUAUGGCAUCUUGUUGAACGGAUGAGAUGAGACCAUUUCAUAUGCUGCCUGAUGACAUAGAGUAGCUUGGCAAUAAUGGUUUGUAUAUUAUAUGUAUGGGGUGGACUGUGGUCUAUAAAUUAGGUGGCCCUGGGAUUGGGAUGCAGUCAAUAUAACUGCUGUCGGAAUCCUGGUGUUCAGGAGACUGACGCCAGGAAUGCCGACACGCUGGGUAUUUUCACUCGGUUGGUUGGUCCAUGCCACCAACCGAGUGGGAAUAGAACCUGUGGCAAGCGAAGCAAGCCACCGGCCUGAUGCGUGGCGAGCGUAGCUAGGGAUUCCGGGAGACAGGAUGCCGCCGCUGUCAGUAUAGUGACAGACUGCAUCCUGUCUGCCAGAAUAGCAUAUGUAUCACCUGGGAUCAGUGUAGUGUAACUUUCAGCCAGAUUGGAAAUUGUCGUCACAACAAGCAUAAUUGCAGAAAUGACUGCAGCAAUUGGGGGGAAGGGAGUGAAAUGUUGGUAUAAUUACUUGGUUUUGUAAUGAAAGCAAAUAGUUUAUUGAGUGGGAGGGACGACUAUAGUGAAGGUAUGAGUUAUUAAUGCACACGCUGUAAGUAUGUGAAGGACUACAGUAUCUGUGAUUGAUAACUGAAGUAAUAUGAAGGCAGCUAUGGACUGUUAUGCUGAGGGCAAAGUGUAACGUUUAUACUCAUCCAGCGAAUAGAGCACCUUAAUGAUUACCUCUGUAUGAAACAUCAUACAUUCUCAGGGAAUCUGAGGGCUACCGUUGGCCUAUGGGCUGCUAUUUUGACUACUAUGAAUUAGUGUAGAAUUCAUUGAAGAGAUAAUAUUUUGUCCUAUGAUUGCUUACAUGGAGAGUAGCUUGUAUUGUGUGGAGUAAAGUAGAAUGUAGACUACUGUGAUUUAUUGAAAGGCAAGAUGUAGAUUGCUGGUUAUUUAUAUAAUGAAAAAUACAUGGAGUAUUGAAUUAGGGUAUUAUAUAUUGUGUAAUGAGGUUGGUUUAAUGUAUAUUAGUGGCUCUUACAGUUAAGGAAAGCAUGGUAUUAUUUCAUACAAACAAGUACAAGUGUUAUGUAGUAAAUGGUUAAUGUUGUAUAAAUUCAAUAAGGUGAGGUGCAGUUAGUUGGGAUUGGCAGCGUUUAAUGGCUUAUACUAUACAAUGAUGAGAAUAUUAUAGAGUGUGCUACUGAUUUAUACACUGAGGUGGAAACUUUGCGUGUAGUUAUUAUAAUAAGGUGAACAUGCCUUGGGUUCAUCCAAAUUAAGAGAGGAGCAUGCAAUGUAUUAGUGGUUUAUACAAUUAGGUUAUAAUGUGAUUGCUACUAAUCCAUACAGUAUAUGUAUUAAAGGCUCAUACGCAUACUUGGGUAAGGUAUAUUGUACUAGUGAUUUAUAAAAUCACUAUUACAGUAAUGCACUACUGACUUGUGCAGUCUUGUCAUACGUAAAGGAAUGGAUUAAUGAAUUAUUGUAUUAGACAAGGGUAAGAUAUUACAUGAUGUUGAAACUGAUUGUUUUUCCCACCUCAGAGGCCUUCUUGUUGCCUUAUAAAUUACUCAUGUUACUAUAUGUUAAACAUAUAGUCUUGCCUAAGCUAUGUGUAACCAAGGAAUGAAAUAUUAAUAAAU
Pseudophryne corroboree (corroboree frog) is the source of this 6855-nucleotide messenger RNA. RefSeq names its product protein phosphatase 1 regulatory subunit 3E (gene PPP1R3E). The record is from RefSeq and is a predicted model, not a curated record. Gene Ontology annotation, cellular component: protein phosphatase type 1 complex. Bases 388 to 1269 code for a protein of 293 amino acids. Gene Ontology annotation, molecular function: glycogen binding; protein phosphatase 1 binding. Gene Ontology annotation, biological process: regulation of glycogen biosynthetic process. The transcript is spliced from 2 exons. NCBI's taxonomy places the organism in Eukaryota, Metazoa, Chordata, Amphibia, Anura, Myobatrachidae.